AAACAAUCAAUGUUUUGUACUUAAAUUUUACUCAAAUACGAUAUAACUCGAUCUAUAUAUUAUUAACGAAAUUUAAUAUAUACAUACAAGUGCAUAUACAUUCGAGGAAAUUACAUCGACGUAUUAUUGCACCAUCUAACUUUAUAGAUAUAGAAUUAAAGUCGUAGAGAGUUAAAGUUCUUAUUUUAAUUUGAGGUCCAUGGCUUCAUUACUUUAUACACAGCACAGAACUUCGUACACAGUAUAUAAUACACACAAAAAUAACUUAUAAAAUAGUAACGUUGAUUCAAAGAGAAAUAAUAUUCUUUGAAUAUUUUUUCUAUUAUUAUCUUUCUCUAAUAGAAGCAUGGAGGAAGAAGAAUUGAUAAAUGAGAUUGCUAAAUUACGUGAGCUUUUGCAUGAGAAGGAAUCUGAGUUAGCUAAUAUAAGGCGCGCGAAACAAAUUCCACGUGACCACGGUUUGAAUAACGAUGAAAUUAGCAGAUAUAGCAGGCAAAUUUUUUUGCCAGAAAUUGGUGUAACAGGACAAAAAAAGAUAAAGGAAUCUUCAGUACUUAUCGUGGGAGUAGGUGGAUUAGGUUGUCCUUCUGCAUUAUACUUAACAUGCAGUGGUAUUGGACGUAUUGGACUUGUCGAUUAUGAUAAUAUUGAAAUUAAUAAUUUACACAGACAGGUCUUAUUCACGGAAGGAUCUAUUGGAAUGCCUAAAGUAACUGUAGCUGCAGAAUUUCUCAACAAGUUAAAUAGUUAUACAGAAGUUACUCCUUAUAAACUUCAACUGGACAGUAGCAAUGCUUUAAAAAUUAUAGAAUUGUAUGAUAUUGUAUUGGAUGCAACUGACAAUGUAGCAACGCGUUAUUUAUUAAACGAUGCGUGUGUUUUAAGUAACAAACCUUUGAUCUCAGGAUCAGCAUUGCGUUUUGAAGGACAUUUGUCUGUAUUUAAUUACAAAGGUCCUUGUUACCGAUGUAUCUUUCCUAAACCACCAUCUCCUGAAACAGUAACUAAUUGUGGUGAUGGUGGUGUACUUGGAGCAGCUGUUGGAACUAUUGGUGUUUUACAAGCAGUGGAAGCUAUUAAAGUAAUUCUUGACAUGCCUGAAACACUUUCUGGCCGUUUGUUAGUAUUUGAUGGAAUUGAAACACGAUUUCGUAAUAUCAAUUUACGAACCAGGAAUCAAGAAUGUGCCAUUUGUGGAAAAAAUCCAAUUAUAAAAGAAUUAAUUGAUUAUGAACAGUUCUGUGGUGCAAAAGCAAAUGAUAAAAAUCCUAAUUUAAAUCUACUUAAAAAUGAAGAUAGAAUAACAGUUGAAACAUAUAAUCAUAUAAUAAAAUUUAACACAGAAGAUCACUUAUUAAUUGAUGUGCGUUCACCCGAAGAAUUCCAAAUUUGUCGUUUGAGAAAUUCUAUAAAUAUUCCAUUGUAUGAGAUUUACAAGGAUAAUGCUACUAAGCAAAUAAAAAGUGAAAUAGACAAGCAGGAUAAUGGAAAAACAAUAUCAAAAGUUUAUGUUUUAUGUAGAAGAGGAAAUGAUUCACAGAAAGCAGUAAAACACCUUCAAGAGAUAUUUAAAGAUAGUAAAUUAAACAUAAAAGACAUCAUUGGAGGAAUUCAUGCCUGGAGUAAUAAAAUCGAUUCAACAUUUCCUAUUUAUUGAUUAUUCGGCCUAAUGAAAUAUUCAAUAUUUCAUUAUGAUACAAAUGUGUAUACAUCUGCGAUUAUAUAUAUAAAUCUAUAUAUAUAUAUAUAUAUGUUACAUAUGUUUGUAUAUAAUUUAUACAAGUAUUAUUUUUUCUAAAAUAGAGAUAUGCUACAAAAAAGUUAUGAAAGAGAAA
Molecule: messenger RNA, 1835 nt
Organism: Vespa crabro (European hornet)
Lineage: Eukaryota; Metazoa; Arthropoda; Insecta; Hymenoptera; Vespidae
Gene: Uba4
Product: adenylyltransferase and sulfurtransferase MOCS3
Exons: 5
Coding region: 347-1657 (436 amino acids)
Biological process (GO): protein urmylation; tRNA wobble position uridine thiolation
Cellular component (GO): cytosol; cytoplasm
Molecular function (GO): thiosulfate-cyanide sulfurtransferase activity; adenylyltransferase activity; URM1 activating enzyme activity
Source: RefSeq, a predicted model, not a curated record